Messenger RNA from Zygotorulaspora mrakii, 1557 nucleotides. It is a transcript of the gene HAS1, whose product is annotated as ATP-dependent RNA helicase HAS1. The record is from RefSeq and is a predicted model, not a curated record. NCBI's taxonomy places the organism in Eukaryota, Fungi, Ascomycota, Saccharomycetes, Saccharomycetales, Saccharomycetaceae. Gene Ontology annotation, molecular function: ATP binding; nucleic acid binding; RNA helicase activity. Bases 1 to 1557 code for a protein of 518 amino acids. Gene Ontology annotation, cellular component: nucleolus. The transcript has a single exon. Gene Ontology annotation, biological process: maturation of LSU-rRNA from tricistronic rRNA transcript (SSU-rRNA, 5.8S rRNA, LSU-rRNA).
AUGGCUACCAAGAGUUCUGGAAGCAAACGCCACAGGGAGGCCGGAUCGGCUGGUGCAGCUCCCAAUAAUUCAGACACUGUUCUUAAUGGUGAUGGUGAUAGAAAAGAUUCUGUAUAUGCCAUCGAGAACGAGAAGAAGAACGAUGAUGAGAAAGUGGUCGAAAGCUUUGAGGAUUUAGAUUUUUCAGGCCCAACUCUGAAGGCGAUCGAGAAAAUGGGAUUCAAGACAAUGACACCAGUGCAGGCUAGAACCAUUCCUCCUCUUCUUGCCGGAAGGGAUGUCCUUGGUGCUGCAAAGACUGGAUCUGGUAAAACUUUAGCAUUUUUGAUACCUGCGAUUGAAAUAUUGCAUUCUUUGAAAUUCAAGCCUAGAAAUGGUACCGGUGUGAUUGUUAUCACACCCACAAGAGAGUUGGCGCUACAAAUUUUUGGUGUAGCGAGAGAACUGAUGGAAUUUCACUCUCAGACUUUUGGAAUAGUUAUUGGCGGGGCCAAUCGUAGACAAGAAGCGGACAAGUUAGCAAAGGGAGUUAAUUUGCUAAUCGCAACACCUGGUAGAUUAUUGGAUCAUUUACAGAACACAAAAGGUUUUGUUUUCAAGAAUUUGAAAGCUUUGAUUAUCGAUGAGGCUGAUCGUAUCUUGGAAAUUGGAUUCGAGGAUGAAAUGAAACAAAUUAUAAAAAUAUUACCUAACCAAGAAAGACAAACUAUGUUGUUUUCUGCGACGCAAACCACCAAGGUGGAGGAUUUGGCAAGAAUCUCUUUAAGGCCAGGCCCAUUAUUUAUAAACGUUGUCACGGAAAGAGAAAACUCGACUGCGGAUGGUCUUGAACAAGGAUAUGUUGUUUGUGAAAGUGACAAAAGAUUUCUGUUACUAUUUUCUUUUUUGAAAAGGAAUCAGAAGAAGAAAAUUAUUGUUUUCCUUUCAUCUUGUAAUUCUGUGAAAUAUUAUGCCGAGUUACUAAAUUAUAUUGAUUUACCAGUACUGGAACUACAUGGAAAGCAGAAACAACAGAAAAGAACAAACACAUUUUUUGAAUUUUGUAAUGCUGAAAGGGGUAUAUUGGUUUGUACUGAUGUUGCCGCUAGAGGCUUAGAUAUCCCUUCCGUCGAUUGGAUUAUUCAGUUUGAUCCUCCGGAUGAUCCAAGAGAUUACAUUCAUAGAGUGGGAAGAACUGCAAGAGGUACUAAAGGUAAGGGAAAAUCUCUUAUGUUUUUGAUUCCCACAGAACUUGGAUUUUUAAGAUAUUUGAAAGCGGCGAAAGUUCCUCUUAACGAAUUCGAAUUCCCAACUAAUAAAAUUGCCAACGUUCAGUCCCAAUUGGAAAAACUAAUUCACUCCAAUUAUUACCUUCACCAAACUGCCAAAGAUGGUUAUAGAUCAUACUUACAAGCUUACGCAUCGCAUUCGUUGAAAACAGUCUAUCAAAUUGAUAAACUUGAUCUGGCUAAGGUUGCUAAAUCAUACGGCUUCCCCGUACCACCAAAGGUUAACAUCACGAUAGGUGCGAGCGGUAAAACACCAGUAACAAAGAGACGUAAAGUAGAUAGGCAUUAG